AAGACAAAGCAAGCCAUGGAUCAGCUGGUCACGAUCGAAGAGUGCGCCGCGGUGGUGCGAAAUUCAAAAGCAGUCGCGGGCUCCUUCGAUGUGGUGAGCUAUCGGAUCGAUAGGGUGGGCGGUCAACCCGGAUAUCUUGGGGAGUACUCGCAUUUGGUUGUGAGCGUGAAGGAGGGUGAUGGUGAUUUGCAAGAUUUUCGGUACUUUGUCAAGUAUUUACCGAUAACGGACUUGACGCAGCGAAAGAUCAUCGAAGAGAUCGGAAUAUUUACCAAAGAAGCGGUGUGCUACCGGGAGAUGUUUCCAAAGUUUGAACAAGGGUCGGAAAAGGUCCAAAAGUGGAAGCCGGCUUGCUGGCUUGCUAGGGAUGAUCUGAUGGUGAUGGAGGAUCUCGUGGACAACGGAUUUGAAGGGAUGCCGUAUCGGAAAGAGUUUGGACAAGGGCAUAUGUUGCGGAUUAUAGAAUCGAUGGCCCAAAUGCAUGCGUGUUGUUUGGACCUGGAGAUCAACCAGAUGAAAGGGAUCAAGUUAGAGGACAAAUUCGGAUCAAUGCUCUUUGAAACGACGUUCAUGGAUAAUCCUUGGUUUAUGUCUGGCUUGAAGGGAAUCAAAAAAGCUGCCCUUUGCGCAUCGAAGUAUUCAAAGAAUCCCUCCUACAAGCAAACAAUUGAAACGGAAAUGGACUCCAAAAUUGAUCGUAUCUUCCAGCUUGUCGAACCAUCGACGCAAUACCAAUCGGUAGUAGUCCACCGAGAUCUCUGGUUCAACAACUUUAUGUUCCGAUUCCCGAAAAAUCCUAGUACAGGAGCCUCAGACUACGACAAUCCUUCGAGCUGUGUUCUACUAGAUUUCCAGAUCGCAAGAUACCUUCCACCUGCGGUGGACUUCCACUGCGCGAUCUACCUCCUAACCCGAAGAUCCCACCGGGAUCAGUUCUACGAAUCCUAUGUUGAGCAUUACUUCAAAACGCUAACGGACAAGCUGGAGAAGCUCAACCUAGAUAUUAACACGUUUCUUCCGUGGGAUCAGUUCAGGGAAAGUCUCGAUCACUACCGCUUGGUGGGAUUGCUGUGGUCCGGAGUACUGCUGGCGUUCGUGAAUCUUCCCGAGGGAUAUCUGCACGACCUUCGGGUGAACCACCCGCAGACGUACUACGACUUCUGUCUUGUAAGUAGGGAUAAGGUGAUCGAGGAGUUCCUGGACAAGGAUCGCUACUAUCGGGAUAACUUGUUGGAUACGGUGGACGAAACAUUGGAAUACUUGUUUGGGUUUAAAUAA
This is a messenger RNA of Culex pipiens pallens (northern house mosquito), 1278 nucleotides long. RefSeq lists its product as uncharacterized. The transcript is spliced from 2 exons. NCBI's taxonomy places the organism in Eukaryota, Metazoa, Arthropoda, Insecta, Diptera, Culicidae. Bases 16 to 1278 code for a protein of 420 amino acids. The record is from RefSeq and is a predicted model, not a curated record.